AUGAAUGCAAUUAAACAAAAGCUAGUUUUCAAUGAAAUAUUAAAUGAAUUAAGAAAUACAUUUCGAAAUCAAUUAAUAACUUCUAUUGAAGAUUUAUCAAAUGAAAUUUUAUAUGAAAUAUUUGAUUAUUUCGAUGGUGGUGAAAUAGUUAAAACAUUUUCUAAACUUAAUUCUCGUUUUGAACAACUUCUUUAUUCUUCAUCAAUUUUAAUUAAAACACAUUUUUAUUUGUUUUAUUAUGAAAAAAUGAUAAAUAAACAUCAUGAAUUAGAAAUAUUCUCAAAUAAAUUAUGUUCUAAUUUAAAAAUCUUAUUUAUUAAUUGUUCAGAAAAUAUCAUUCUUCUUGAUGCUCAUCGAUGGGAACAAUUUAUUUCAUAUUAUUAUCCUAAAUUAGAAAAAUUUUAUUUUACAUAUUAUUAUCAUAUUGAUAUUAAUAAACAAUAUGAAAUAUAUUCUGAACGAAUAAAUCAAUUUUUUUCAACAUUUUGGAUUGAACGAAAAUGGAUAUUUAAUAUUAAAAUUGAUAAUGAAGAUAUUAAAUAUAUCAUUUAUCCAUACAAAAAACGAUGGUAUGAUUAUAUAGAUGAUAAUAAUAUUGAAUAUUCAACAUCAACUAGUUUAAUAUUGACUAAUUUUAUUAUUCCUUCAUAUGAUGAAAUUAUAUUCGAACAAAUAAAACGUAUUAUAACUAUACAACAAAUUUAUCAUUUAAAUAUUGAAAAAUCUAUCUUCUUGGGUGUGUUAAUUCAAUUGGUAAAUAAAUUGCCAUUUCUAAUAACAUUAAAACUUGACUCAUUAUCAUACAAGGGAAAAAUUAAAUUAAAUUAUAGAGACUUUUCACGUAUUGUUACAAUUAAAAAUCCAAUUAAAAUUACAAAAGUUUAUAUUAAACAAAUCAAUGUUAUUAACGAUUUUUAUAAUAUCGCAACAGUUUGUCCUCGUAUGGUAUAUUUUGAAACGAAAUAUAUAAAUAAUAUAGAUAUUCAAUCGUUUUUACGAAAUAUCUUCAAUACAAAUAAUGAUCAUAGUAAUUGUCUUCGUUCUUUAAUUUUUGAUAUUCCAACAACGAAUGAUGAAAUCAUUAAAAAUUUCGAUACGAUAAUUCGUUCAGAAAAAUGA
Molecule: messenger RNA, 1119 nt
Organism: Rotaria sordida
Lineage: Eukaryota; Metazoa; Rotifera; Eurotatoria; Philodinida; Philodinidae
Source: the annotation of a GenBank genome assembly